Guillardia theta CCMP2712 is the source of this 2733-nucleotide messenger RNA. RefSeq lists its product as hypothetical. The coding region runs from base 1 to 2733 and encodes 910 amino acids. The record is from RefSeq and is a predicted model, not a curated record. The transcript has 14 exons. Lineage: Eukaryota; Cryptophyceae; Pyrenomonadales; Geminigeraceae. Gene Ontology annotation, molecular function: ubiquitin-protein transferase activity.
AUGCGAUUCUGUCUACGUUCAUUGACUCUUCUGAUUGUUCUGUUCCAUGCCCAUGGACAAAGUUCGUCGACCCCUGCUACCUCGUGUGAUGGAAAUAUCUGUCAUCAAUUACAGACAGAAUCCUGCACUUGUCCAAACUCACUAUCAGGAUGUUCUUGCACCAUAGCUAUCGGUCUGCUGCAGACACAGAACAUAAAACUGAUCAGUUCCAACCUCAAAGUGAACAUCAAGUGCCGAGGGCAGAACUCCACCAGCAAUGUUUACUCGGUAUCGUUUGCAGGAGAAGAGUUCAAGAUCGAUGCAAUGAGGCAGUGUGAUGGAUCUUGCACCAAGAUGAUCGAGGCGAUCAAUAAGGACCUCAACAUCGCUACCCCACAAGUCUCUACGGUUCGGGUGGAGAUCAAAGCUGGGUCAGAGACAUCAGUCUGCUCCAAGAGUCAGAACCUAGAGAGCACGAUGAUUGUUGACACAGUGUAUCAGACACAACCGAAAUCUGACGGGGUCAGCAUCAAGUUUCUGGUGAUCGGCAUGGUGUGCUGGGUAGCUAUUAUCAGCCUUCCAUUCAUCGCCAUGCGAUUCUGCCGGAAUUGUAUGGUCCGAAGAUAUGCCGGCACGAACGAGACCGUCGAGCAAGUGAAGUUGGUGAAGGUGCUUGUGAAGGAAUACUCGGCAAACAGACAACUGGUUGAGAUCAGAGAGAGAAAAUUCCGUCUUGUAAGAGAAGAGGAGUUCACAGAGGACCAUCGUACCUUGAUGGAGGAGUAUGGAUGGAACGUUUGCAGCUGCCAUGAGGCCUUGAAGUGUCGAACCGCAAUAUUGAUUGCGGUGAUUGACUACAUGAGGAAAAAUGCAAUCUUGGAGAAGGGGAAGCAGCAAAUGAGGGAUAGGAAUGCAAAGACGAAAGGCUAUGAUGCGCGGAAGCGUUCGCCCCAGAAAGAGCUGAUCAUGCAGCUCGAAGACGGGUUCUUGAUCGUCAACUUUGCAAACCCCAAGACAGAGUUCAAGUGUGUACCUGAAUUGAUAGACGUCGUUGUCGACGACUGCCCCAUCCUCAUCACACUUCCGGAGGAGAUCAAAUACUCAGAUGGUGUGACUGGAGAGAUUCAAGUAGACGAGAACGGGCGGGUGAAGCGAUGGAAAGGCAGCAGGGAGUCUCAUCAGUUCAAGAGGAAGGUUGAGAGACUUCUGGAAGAGCUGGAGGGCUUGCGGUCGGCAGCGGUCGAGUGUGUUGAAGAAGAUCUCCUGCUGAGGUUGAGCCGGUCAAGGUGCUUCGACGAGACUGUGACCUUCUUCAACUCCGUCUCCGGCAUCGAGAUCUUGCGGAAGAUGAGAAUCGAGUUCGAGGGGGAGGAAGGGACGGACUGCGGGGGGGUGAGGAGGGAAUGGGUUCACCUGAUCUCCUGCGACAUGAUCCACCCGGACCGGAAGCUGUUCAGCUCGAGCAAGGACUACGAGUACGACGUCAGGCCGCAGCUCGAGAGCAGCGGCGAUGCUGUUGUCAGCGGCUGGAAGAAAGUGACGAUCUCCUCGACGGCCACCAGGGAGAAGCUCCUGGCGAUCGGCAAGUUCCUGGGCAAGUGCGUUGCGAUGAGGGAGCUAUUGAGCUUCACCAUCUCCCGGCGGCUGUGCGAGAACAUCCUCCAGCAUGCGAGGAGGCCGGAGGCUGCGGAGGAGGCGAAGCUCGUCUCUGUUGAGGCCUCCCAGCCCCAGCCCGUCGUCAUCAGCCAGCGGCACCCGUCAGUCAGCUGCACGGAGGAUGAGCGAUUGCUGUGGAACGAGGAGAAGGAGAGGACGGGGCCUGACGCCGUCGCGCUGAUCAUCGGGGACGAUGAAGGACAGAGGCAAAGCUCUCCUAGCAAUCUGGAAAGCUCUUCAGAGAUUGAGAGUGGGGAAGAGAGGACGGGAGAGGAGAGCUUUGCUCUGUACGAGCAGGGCGGGAAGGGGCUGACAAGGCAGAGCUCGUGGAUCUCCUUCGACAUCUGGGAGGAGGAAAGCUGGAGCAGCCAGAAAGGAGAGGAUGACGAGGAAGCCAAGUACGAGGACGGAGAAGGAGAUGGAGAUGGACAGGAAGAAGGAGGCGAAGAAGCAGGAGCAGGAGCAGGAGCAGGAGCAGGAGCAGGAGCAGGAGCAGGAGCAGGAGCAGGAGCAGAAGGGGAUCUGAAAAGCAGUGCGUCCAUGGACAUCGACGAGUCUGUCCUGCUCGGACUUGACUCUGAGGUCCGAUCGUCGCUCAGGUGGUUGCUGACCACACGGCUGGAGGAAGCGAGCGAGAGCGACUUCACCUUCUCCUAUGGUGACGUGAACGCGGAGGGAAAGGUGGUGACGGUUGAGCUGAGGCCCAACGGAAGCGACGUGGCAGUCACGGAGAAGAACAAGUUGGAGUACGUACGAUCGCUGGCUCAGUGGGUCAAACAAGGCAGGUGGGCGGCUGAAGUCGAGCUGAUCGCCGAGGGAUUCUUGAGCGUCAUACCUCGACAGUUUCUCGUCCACUUCUCGCCCCUCGACCUUCAAAUCUUGCUGUCAGGCAGCAAACUGCUGGACCUGGAGGACUGGAGGUUUGGUUCUGGAAUGUCGUCCACGAAAUGUCAGAGGAGUCUCGUCUCAACCUACUUCGCUUCACUACAGGGUCUUCUGCUGUCCCUGGUGGAGGUUUCGCGAACCUGCAAGGAUCGGAUGGACUUCGAAGAUUUUCAGUGCAGCGAUCGACAAGCAUCGAGCAGCUGCCGCAUGUGA